This is a messenger RNA of Athene cunicularia (burrowing owl), 673 nucleotides long. RefSeq names its product signal peptidase complex subunit 2 (gene SPCS2). The record is from RefSeq and is a predicted model, not a curated record. The coding region runs from base 1 to 606 and encodes 201 amino acids. Gene Ontology annotation, cellular component: membrane; signal peptidase complex. Lineage: Eukaryota; Metazoa; Chordata; Aves; Strigiformes; Strigidae. The transcript has 4 exons. Gene Ontology annotation, biological process: protein targeting to ER.
AUGCCAAAAUCUCUUAACUCCCUUUGGUUUUUGUUGCAGUGGAAGAUCGACGACAAGCCUGUAAAAAUUGACAAAUGGGAUGGUUCAGCUGUGAAAAAUUCUUUGGACGAUUCUGCCAAAAAGGUUCUCCUGGAGAAGUACAAAUACGUCGAAAAUUUCCGUUUGAUCGACGGCCGCCUCAUGAUCUGCACCAUCUCUUGUUUCUUUGCGAUGGUAGCUUUGGUUUGGGAUUACCUGCACCCUUUUCCUGAAUCCAAACCUGUUCUUGCCUUUUGUGUUGUAUCGUAUUUUGUGAUGAUGGGAAUCCUGACUAUCUAUACCUCAUACAAAGAGAAGAGUAUUUUCCUCGUAGCUCACAGAAAAGACCCUGCGGGGAUGGACCCCGAUGAUGUUUGGCAGCUCUCCUCCAGCCUCAAACGGUUUGAUGACAAAUACACCCUGAAGCUGACUUUCAUCAGCGGGAAAACCAAACAGCAGAGGGAAGCCGAGUUCACCAAAUCCAUUGCGAAAUUCUUCGAUAACAACGGGACGUUAGUCAUGGAGGCCUACGAGCCCGAGGUGUCCAGGCUGCACGAUAGUCUGGCCACGGAGAGGAAAAUAAAAUGAUUUCCAACGCCACCUGCCUCCUGGGAACGUGCUAAAUUAACAGCAGUAAAGUAAAAUAACCAAGAAA